AGCGUUCCACCAACUUUUUCGAAUAAAAAAAAAAAACAAAAAAAAUUGGCUUGAAAGCUAACGGAGUUUGUAAGAUAAUUGGCAACAAUUAAUCAAUUAUUUAUACGGUAAUCGCCGCCGCGACAUCAUUUGGUUUUGGGGGACAGCGGACAGCGCGCACCCCCAACAGUCGCUAAGGAUACACACCACACCACACAUCACAUCCCACGUCGGCCCACGCGUCGCCCACGAUCUGAGUCACAGGCAGCACAAAGGAGCAUUCAGCAGGCACAUUGCAGCACAGUGCAGCAGCAACAGAAGUCAAGUGGAGACAAUGACUUCCAAGACAAAGACAAAGCCAGCGCCCAAGUAUAGGAAGCCGGGCAAUUUGGAAUUUGUGCGCGAGGAUGACUACGUGGAGUACUAUAUAUUCCCGAAGAUGCCCGAGAAUCUCAAGGAUGAGUUUCAGGUGAAGGAGAAACUGUUGCGCAUCAAAACGGAGAUCAUGGAGAUUGUCAGGGAGCUGGUCAUCCAGCGGAGCUACAUUUGGCACAAGGAUGAGUUUCAGCUGCAAGUGCGAACCGGCACACCCAUGGAGCGUAUGCUGAACGAUGAGACCAAUGUGGCCGAAGACGACGAAGAUGGGGAUCUGCCGCCACACUUGCACGGGGUGACCCACUACGGCGACAACAUUGGCGACGAAUGGUUCAUUGUGUACCUUCUGUUGGAAAUAUCGCAGGCACGCGGUGAAUACAUUGCCCGGGUCUCCGACUCCGACGGUGAGUUCGUGCUCAUCGAGGCGGCCGAUGUGCUGCCCGACUGGGCCUCACCAGACACCUGCGAGCAGCGUGCCUACAUAGUCAACGGUGCCCUCCAGCUGCUGCAGAACUCGGCCUCCACCAAUCCGGACAAACCGAUGCCCGUGCCCAUCGCCCUGCAGCGCAUUCGUCUCAAUCCCACCCUCUAUCGCUGCUCCACGGAAGUGCAGAACGUACUUAAGACACGGCUCAAGGAGUUCCUGAUUGCCAUGCCCCACUACUCGAUUCAUCGGCAGAUCGUGGAGGUGUCGCACAGUGCGGCGCAGCUGCUGAAGACACGCCCCCAGCUGGUGGCAUCGGCGGUGCGGGCGUUCUGCGAUCGCGACAACGAGGACAUCAAGGCAUUGAGAACCAUGAAGUUUUUCCCCCCGGAGGCAGCGCGUGUCCGCACAAAUGUCCGAUUCACCCGCUGUCUGUACGCGAUGGUGAUGCACAACCAGUACACGCCGGAGAGGCGCCUCGGCUGGAAGAUCACCGACGAAGUCAGCCAGCCAGAGCUCUACAAGGAACAGAUUCUGGGCGUCAAGUUGUCGUGUGGCCUGGAAAUUCUCGCCACCCAAGCGCAGCGCGCAGCGGAACAAAAAGUUGAGGAUCUGCCAGCGUGGCGAGCGUAUCUGAGGAGUCUCGAGGGCAAGGGCUACUUUCGGGACCACAUCGAGGGCAGUGCCGAGUACAUUCGGCUGCUCUGCAAGGCCAAGGAGUUCUUCAAGGGGAAUCAGGAUCGUUUCCGCACCGCGAAGCGCGUGGGUGCCGAGGUUCUGGCGCUGAUGCUGCACCCGUCCGAUACGGCAUCGGUGGCCCUGCGCGACGAGCAGAACAAUCUGCUGCCCAGCGAUAAGGAUGAUUGGCUCAGUAUUACCGCCGACGAUCUGGAUGCCCUGCUCCAGGAUCGCUACGGACCGAACAAACUCUACAAGCCAAAUGGCGACAUGGACGCCGAGGAAUUCACCAAGCAGCUAAGCGAUUUCCUCGAUCAGCAGUCGAACUUUGAGGGCAUCGAACACGGCGGCUACGGCGGCCUCGACCUGGACUCGGAUGAUGACGAACCGGCGCUGCGGCACCCAAGGGCAUCCACGUCUCAUGGAUCGCAGCUCAGAAAGAAUCAGUCGAUGCGCAAGGCCUGCAACCGCAACUCUCUGAUUCAAUCGGAGGAGGCGGAUAGCACACACGUGCGCAACUUCCUGGACUUUGUUAUACCGGAGGACAACUGGGACUCCAACUCCGAGAUGAGCGAUUAUGCGGAUGACGACGAUAUCGAGCGCAAUUUCGAUGCACUGGCCAGCUCCAGCACCGGCUUCCCGCUGGAUCGCAGCAUCCAGGCGUACAUGAAGAAAAUGGACCGGGAAUUGUCGCAGACCACCAUUGGCAAGUCGUUCCAGGGCAAGAAAACAGCAGCCACCAAGGCAGACGAGGAUGACUUCGAUGACAUUGAGGACUUUGAGCCCAUCAAUAUAAACGUAAAUACGCUGAAGAACAUGAUGGACAGCUACAAGUCGCAGGCGGGUGGCGCAGGACCGGUCUCCAAUCUGCUCACUGCGAUGGGUGUGGGCAUGUCGGCGUCGGCAGCAUCCCCACCACCAGCAGCAGCAGCAGCACCCGAAGACGAGGCCAAUGAUCUAUCAGAGUCGGCCGUGUAAGCAAGGCCGGGAAGCAUAUAAAAUGGAGAGCAUACAGGAUACAGGUAUCUUUUAUCAUAAUGUCGUUAAGCAAAAUGAAUUAAAUAUAUGUAUAUUUUAUGUGUGUGUAUAAUUGAUCAAACAUCAAACAUUGAGGAGAACA
Messenger RNA from Drosophila obscura, 2576 nucleotides. RefSeq names its product protein ecdysoneless (gene ecd). The coding region runs from base 314 to 2434 and encodes 706 amino acids. The transcript has 2 exons. Lineage: Eukaryota; Metazoa; Arthropoda; Insecta; Diptera; Drosophilidae. The record is from RefSeq and is a predicted model, not a curated record. Gene Ontology annotation, cellular component: nucleus.